AUGGCGUCACGGAUCGAGGAUUUGAAUUUCGCAACCCAUCGUCCGACUCAUGCGCCAUUCUCGGUCGAAGCCCUCCGAGCGUGUUUUCUUGAGAUAAACAGCAUCAUCAACCGCAUCUCCGAAAGUAAUCAAAACAUCCUCGACCAUGAGGAAAGCUUUGCACUGUACAAGAACCACACAUCCCAUGCUUCCAGGAUCGAAGAUGAUUUCACCACAGGAUUGUUCGACGGUCGCAAACCGUCUGUCACUGUCACCGACAGUCGGACUGUCGAUGGACGAACCAGAGCAGAUGUUACUUGGCUUGACCUCAUCUGGGGAGUGCGGCCGGAAGAGUUUGUGCGCCAUGAUGAUGGAACCUUUCGUUGCCACUUCCGAGGCCAGACAGUGACGAUUAUGGAAUGCGACCAUGCCAGAUUACGCUUUUCGCCGCGACACCCUCUAAGCGGCCCGACCAAAGUCGCCAGAGAAGAUGCUAUGGCAGAGUACGAGACGCUGUCAGAGAGGCGGGCCGCCAUGAAGCAAAUGGACGAAUGUAGGUAA
Messenger RNA from Penicillium riverlandense, 540 nucleotides. RefSeq lists its product as uncharacterized. Bases 1 to 540 code for a protein of 179 amino acids. The record is from RefSeq and is a predicted model, not a curated record. The transcript has a single exon. NCBI's taxonomy places the organism in Eukaryota, Fungi, Ascomycota, Eurotiomycetes, Eurotiales, Aspergillaceae.